CGGGGCAUUUUCGCACAAUCUGCCAUAGCUUUUUUGAGUUUAUCAAUGAACAAAUGUUUUUUUUCUUGUGAAAAUCUGUAAUUCUUAAAUCAGUUGACAUACAUCCCUUUUGUGAUUUUGCCAUCAAGAGAGAAUGGAUAAAGAGGUGCUGAAAGAAUGGGAAAAAGAAUAUAACACACAAUUGAAAUUCAACGCCGGCGUAGAAUUCGACAUAGAGCGAGUGAUCUACGCCGUGUUCUAUGAGUUCGAUGAGAGCCAGGAACCGAGGUUUUCAAUUUUCUGUAAAGUUUGGAAGGAAUCGAAGCUUGGUCUCAUCUUCAAUGGACGUGAUAGCUUCAGAGAUUUGUACGAACUCAGUACGGAUAUAUUUUUCAGGGUCAAGAAAUACGCCAAAGCCAUUUAUAAGGAGAAAGAAAAUAACGUUUUAGUUAGGUAUGCGGCCAUAUAUAUGUUGUACUCCUUCUACUUCAAGCAACCCUGUAGACCUAAAGUUAGGAUUAAACUAAGCUAUGACGAGUUUAAGGAUAUAUCUGCACUGAUGGAUGAGGCUAGGAAGGAUAUCCACUAUGAUAUUUUGUACGCCUGGAACAAGCUGAUAUUGAGUAAUGCGUUCCAUUACUCUGUUGUUGGAGAGCAGAUGGGUAUAGAGGUUGCUAAAACACUGGAGAGAAAGGAAGAUCAGUCAAACAGUUCCGUCCAACCAUCAAAUCAAUAUUUUAAAUCCAAGGAAUUCAGAAACAUGAUGAGACGAUUGACCAAGGCACAUGACAAUUAUGUCAAGGUUAAGAACGCAUUCACCCAGGAUUCAGUCUCUGGGCACUCUCUAAACCUAAUGGACGUAGACCUUAUCAAAAACAUUGAAGAGUUGAUUAAAGACGAGGAAGAUGAACCUAAGAUGAAAGGAGACAAAUCUCAACCUGAUGAUAUCGGAGAGAAGAGGAAAAGGUUGAAAGAACAGUAUUUCUCCAAGGAGCUGGAUCCAGGUCCUAGAGAGGGUUUAAGAUUUGAUGUAGAGGAGGACGAAGAAGAGGAAGAAUGGACUCCAGGAGGUUCAGGGAAGAAAAAAACAUCUUCUAAGAAAGCAUUAUCUAGAAACAAACCUGAGAAGAAACUUCCUAAGCAAAGGGGGCGGAAAAGAACCAAAGUUUCAGAUUCUGAAUAAUAAAAUGUGAUAAGAUAAUCUUUUAAUAUUCCAGA
Eurytemora carolleeae is the source of this 1197-nucleotide messenger RNA. RefSeq names its product snRNA-activating protein complex subunit 1 (gene Pbp45). The transcript has 2 exons. The record is from RefSeq and is a predicted model, not a curated record. Gene Ontology annotation, molecular function: sequence-specific DNA binding. Gene Ontology annotation, cellular component: snRNA-activating protein complex. Gene Ontology annotation, biological process: snRNA transcription by RNA polymerase III; snRNA transcription by RNA polymerase II. Lineage: Eukaryota; Metazoa; Arthropoda; Copepoda; Calanoida; Temoridae. The coding region runs from base 134 to 1162 and encodes 342 amino acids.